AUGGUUCAAGUCCAAAAGUAUUCACCUGGGCGUGUCGUAGAGAAGUUGAACAAUGCUGUGGUACUGAAUGUUGUCCUAAUAGUCGCUGUCGUGCUCCUCGCACUCCUUUGUUGUUGUUGUCUAUGCCCUAUGUUAUCGAAAGGAUUCAACACUGGCGGUGCUGGCGGACAACAACCCCCAGGAUCACCUUACGGAGGAUCACCUUACCCACAUGAUGUCUACUAUUAUCCAGAUCAAGCAUCGCCUGGUUACUAUCCUUACCCCCAGCCCUACGAAGGAUAUCCAGUACCGCAGUAUCCACCUGGUCCUUAUCCACCAUACGGCAAUAAUCCGCAAUACUAUCCACCUGAAGGCUACCCAUAUCCACCUUAUCCACCUGAAGGUUAUCCACCCCAAGGAAAUCCACAAGAAGGCUAUCCACCUCGACGUCAAUCAGCGGAAUCUCAAGAUUCUCAAGAUCAAUCUCGAUCCACUCCUUCCAAUCCUUCUGCAGACCACUCAAGAAGAAGAGAAAUUCCUAUAAAACCGAUUGAAAGGGACCGUCAGCAGUCGCAGUCACAGUCCCUUGCCUCUUCACGUCACCCGGAAGGAAGUGAUAGGCCUCCAGACAGAGUGAACCGAGCUGGAAAGGAGCAGAAAUCGAAGGAAAAGUAG
Haemonchus placei is the source of this 654-nucleotide messenger RNA. The record is from the annotation of a GenBank genome assembly. NCBI's taxonomy places the organism in Eukaryota, Metazoa, Nematoda, Chromadorea, Rhabditida, Trichostrongylidae.